UCAGUUUUUUCCCCUUCUAUUUUCUCUUUGCAAUCGGGUGUGUGCGCGUGCGUGCUGUGAGGAUGCAGUAGAAUAUUAAGGAGCGUUUUGCAUAAAAUAAAUAUCAAUAAAAAUCUUCAUAAUGCAGGUGUUUCAACAAUACAGCGCUCGCGCCGCGGCUCCAUCUCCACCUUUUGUUUUUCUGUGGACUGAAUCAUUGAAAGUUGAAGUGCGCGCGCGCGCAUGGGUGAGCGCGAGGGAGAGAGAGAGAGAGAGAGAGAAGGAGGGAGGGGAAGGGACCGGAUGGAUGGAUGAGUGAGAAGAUUAUCGACGUUUAAGCCACCCGUCCGCGUCUCACGCGCUCACCUGCACGCGGGACGGCGUCUCUGGUUCGCUUUGGGUCUGGAGCCGCGUUCCUCGUGGACUCCAGGUGUUUUGGGAUUAACGGACUUCCCCGGCAUCCCACUGGCGAAGGAGCGGUGGUUUCUGCGGGUCUUUUCCAAGUUCCUCCAGGACCACGGCGCGCGGGCUGACCCGCCCUGCGCGCACGCGGGGAUUACACGAGGAAGAGACCCGCGCGCUCACCGGAGAUGAAGAAGCCCGGUCCGCCUCAGCAGGACGAUGGACGGAGCAGAACAGGACUGUAACAGCCUUCAUGGAGCCCUGACCCUCAGGGCACAGAGCAGGUAAAUGGAGGUGCAGGAUCGGAGCCGCUCCCCCUCCCGCAGGACCAGCCGGGUGGAGCAGGUGGUGGGACGAUGGCUGAGACGCUCUCGAGAUUUGGGCAGCAGGUCCCACUCUCUGAGCAGAGAUCGAGCCGCGGCUGAUGGGAAGCCAGCAGGGUCCAGCGGCUGUGAUCACAGGAACUACCCGUUCCGCUUCAACGUUCAGAUCCAAAGAGACCCAAACCUGAACUCUCAUGGCUUCACACUCUCCUCUCAGACCCCCAUCCUGGUGGAGGAGGUCACCCCAGGUGGUCCUGCAGAUGGUCGGCUCGUCCCAAGUGACCAGUUGGUGAAGAUCAAUAAUGUAGCAGUCGAUGACCUGACCCCAGAGCAAGCCGCUGAAAUAAUCAGGGAGUGUCAGGAGACCAUGAGUGUGACGGUACUCAGAAUAAUGCUGGGCCCAAAGUCCUCUUUCAUCACACCAGAGAAGAGGGCGAAGCUCAGGUCCAACCCUGUGAAGGUCCACUUCGCUGAGGAGGUGGAGGUCAACGGACACUCUCAGGGGAACUCGCUGCUCUUCCUGCCCAACGUGUUGAAGGUGUAUCUAGAGAACGGGCAGACUAAGGCCUUCAAAUUUGAGCCCAGCACCACAGUGAAGGACAUCGUGAUGACGCUGAAGGAAAAGCUUUCCUUGAGCCGCAUUGAGCAUUUCUCUUUGGUGCUGGAGCAACAGUACAGCAGCAAUAAACUGCAGCUGCUUCACGAAGACGAGAGGAUCCAGCAGGUGGUGCAGAGGAAAGAGGUCCACGACUACAGGUGUCUGUUCCGUGUUUGCUUCAUGCCCAAAGACCUCCGGAAGAUGCUGCAGGAGGACCCAACCGCCUUUGAGUACCUCUACCAGCAGGGCGUGAACGACGUGCUACAGGAGCGCUACGCCGUGGAGAUGAGGUGUAACACGGCCCUGCGGCUCGCUGCUCUGCACAUCCAGGAGAGGCUGGUGAGCUGUGGACAGUCCCCGAAAGUCAACCUGAAGACCAUCACGAAGACGUGGGGCAUCGAGAACUUUGUGUCGUCCACUUUACUGAGGAACAUGCGAGAGAAAGACCUCAGGAAGGCCGUGGGAUACCACAUGAAGAAGAGCCAGUCGCAGUACGACCCCAAACAGAAAGGCCUGACGGCGGAUCAAGCUCGGAUCAACUACCUGGAGGAGCUGAGCGACCUCAAGUGUUUUGGAGGGAAAUCUUUUGGCGCCACCUUGAUGCUUCAGGACCGGGAGUCCAUGGUGACCCUGUUGGUGGGAGCUCGCUACGGGGUGAGUCAGGUGGUCAACCACAAGCUGAACAUCCUGACCACCCUCACCGAGUUCUCCUGCAUCACUCGCGUCGAGCUGCUACCCGAGUCUGAGAAGGUCAGCCUGGUCAAAAUAUACCUGCAGGACAUCAAGCCCAUCACGCUGCUGUUGGAGGCCGCUGCAGCCAAAGACAUGUCCUGUUUGAUCGCUGGCUACUGCCGCGUCUUUAUUGACCCCAACCUCAACGUCUUUCCCUGGACGGAUGACAAGAAGCACAAAGUUUCAGCUGAAGAAGGUUACGUGUCCCGAUGUGCGAGCGACUCGGACGACUCCUCGGACCUGGACACGGAGCCGCUGCUCAGCCUGGGGCUUCAGGACCAGAGGCCCUGCCCUCGUGUCCGGUCCUCAUCCGACCCAGAUGGAAGGAAAAGAAAAAACAGAGGGAGGAUGAGGAGCAGGGAUGGAAAAGAAAAGGGGAGCAAACCGUGGGAGGAUAACAAGCGGAAAGAUCUGAAGAACAUCACUGCAGAGGUGGAGACGCCUCCACCAGAGGUCGGACUGAUCCAGAUCACCCAAACAGACUCGGAGGGACUCGGCGGGGUGAAAGGGAGGAGUGGAGAGGAGCAGCCGUCUGUGUCGGAAGCGUCGGAUUCAGUUACGACCGACUCCCGUGUCCUCACCAGCCCCUCCAGCGACUCUCUGGAUGCUCUGGAAGAAGACGACUUGAUUUCAUGCUCGUCUUCCUCCGUCCAUCCCAACGCACUCACGAGUUCUCACGUUUGUGUCCACGCUCCCCUCCAGCUGCACUCCGACCGGCACGCUCAGCCACACCUCCUCAUACCUCCACCGGCUCACUCCCAUCCCUUCCUCCACCUCAGCAGAGACGGAGGCUGCAGGAGGUCGGGCGGCGGCACCGACCCCCAGCUCCCCGCCCACCAGGCGUGCUCGGGGAAGUGCUCAGACGACGGCUCGCUGUGCUUCGCCGAGCUCUCCCGCCGCACCGACAUCCUGCCCAGUCCUCCUGAGGCCAGCGAAGAAGACGAGGAGGAGGAGCUGAGGAAGAGGGCCAAGAUGCAGAAGGUGGAGAUCACGGUGAGAAAGGCGAGUGAAGGAGAGGGGGGGCCGGCCGAGCGUCCGCUCUCUCCGUCUCCCGUUUCCUCCAACACGGACUUUGUCUUUAACUUCGACCAAAGCGACGCUCGCUGCUACUACAACCUCUGCUCCAACAUCACCCCCGACAGCGCCCGCAGCCUCCCACGCCCGUCCAGCCACUCCCCCGCAGAACCCAGGGCGGAGGUGAACCCCACAGACCUGGAGCCGAUCCCCAUCCUCCAGCCGCCCCCCGGCUUCGGGGACAGCAGCUCCGACGAAGAGUUCUUCGACGCCAGAGACGGCUUCAACUCCCCUGAAGACCCCACCUCAGGAUCUGCGCCCAGAGAGACAAAGCCGGACUCCCUCAGCCUCACAGACAUCAGGGUUUCUGUGGACGGAGAAGCAGAAGCAGAAAAAACGGGAGAACCUCACAAAGAAGGAGACGGCGAAACCGUUUUCCUCCUCAGGAAGAGAUCCCGGAAGCGCCGCUCCUUCAUGGAGACGGAUUUUACCUCGAGAGUGACGUACCCGGCGCUGGACUCUGAAUCAAAGCACAACCCGGCCUCCAACAGACUCCUGAAAGCCCUUCUGACGGAAGCCAGUAACGCUCACCUGCUCACUUCCGACCCCGAGCCCUCAGAACAAACCCAGAAUCCAAGUCCCACCGUCUCCUCGCUCACUCACUCCGAAGGAGAACCCAGCGAACUGGAGUCCAAGCCCAUCCCGUCCAAACUCGACCCUCACGGACUCGCCUCUCUUUCUUCCUUUGAGCCGAACAGAAACCUAAACUCUCCAUCCAGAACCAGGAAGCAGGAAAUGGAGAUGGAACCCGACACGAUGGAGUCCAAAUCCGUGACGGAUCUGGUUCCGGCUUCUAGCAUCACAGUCAUCCGCUGGAGGGUUGAUCCGGACGGGAAGGAGAGCGCCGAUCGGAAGUGCGACGGGAAAGAGGAGGAGGGAGAGGAGAAAAGGGAGACGGACGCCACGGAAAACGGACCGUUCACUCGUCACAUGUUUUUACCCAAAACAAUCGAGGAGGAGGAGGAGGAGAAGAAGGAGGAGCAGAGAGGAGUCUCCUCUAGCUUAAAGAGACCUUUGAUUGGUUUUGAAAUGCCAAAAGAAGGCAUCGCCGUGCCGACGUGUUCUAACAAACGAACCAUCGAGGGCUUUUCGGACUCUAACUUCAUCUUUCUUAAUCUAAACACACUUAUCGAUGAAUGUUCUCCUCCUUCUUAUUCUCCUCCGCCUCCUCCGCCGUCCUCCCCGCUGCCCCCCGUCCCUACAGAGCACAAGAUCAAAAACGACUGUUUGCUGAAGGAGAGGCGGAGCUUAUUAAACCAAAUCACUCCUUUAAACCACAAGGAGCAAAGUGUGUUUUUCAGCUCAGAGAGUCGUCGCCUCAAAGAAUCCACAAACAGCGAUGAAGUUACCGACAGCACAAACUCAGACGUCUUCGAGGAAGACUUCAUCAGGGCCGACACGCCGGAGCGGAGCAGCAGUGAUCUGUCAGACGCCGCCAUGAAGGAGGAGACGCCAACCCCCACCGAGCUCCGCCCAGACUUAGAGGAUCGGGCAGGAAUGUGUUCGGGUAAUGUCGAAUGUAUCGCUGCUUUAAAGUCUAUCGAGGCGAAGCUGGGAGCGACGACGGCUGGGAGUCCAGAGGUGAAAGGUCACGCCGUACCGCAGAUUGUUUUCUUUCAAACCACGGAGAAACAAGAUGGCGACGCCACCGUGCGUCUGCAGAGUCCGAGCCCGAUGGCGGCUAAAGCCAGCACAAUCCACGAUCUCUCCAAAGACCAGCCAUCCUCGCCUCACUUCCUGUUCCAGGCGGGCUCCCCGAGCAUCAUGGGAAGGUUGUCGGCGUCAACGCUCAGAGGGAAGAUCCAGAAUCUGCCCCUGUACUUGUCACGCUCCCAGGACGGCUUGAACCGCGCCGGAGACGGGGGUUCGGUCCAGAGUCCGGCUGACAGCAUCAAAGAUGUGGACGAAACCCCGGUGUCAGAUCCUGCGGCAGCAGCCGAGUCGCCCGAGUCUGACGAUUCGGACGCGACUCUCACUGGGUCGGAGGUGGACGAGGAGUUUUCGGCAGAAACCGUAACGACGAGGUGUUCAGAGGUGGAAGAUGUCGGCUCUCAGCUGCCGGUCCAGACCGAGCCUAAAGUCCAGAGUCACAGCGAGACUGUGUGUGCCGGACUCCACCAGAACACCCCAGGUCCGGUAACAGAACCACCAGCCUCCAUUGGAAACCCCUUUGACAGACACUCGAAGACAGACACUCCUGGGCCGGUGAAAGAUUCCCCAAAACCAAACCCCAACGUCAGCAUUCCAGAGGACGACGGUCGGCCUUUUGAUAAAGAUCCGUCUUCUUUUGCUCCGCCUCCAAUAGUGGUGACGACUCAGAACCUAAACGGACCUUCUUUUCGGUCUCAAAGAGUAACGGGGACGAGCAGCGACAGGCCUUUGAUGGGUUUUUGUCGACCUGAGCAGAACUCGGACUCCGUCAAACCUCUUUCCAAUGAGUGUAAACUGUUUACAAUCUGUGAGGCUGCCAAGGCCCAGACGGAGGUUGGGUCCGGUCCGGUCUUCAAGCCCGGCUCGGCCUGUGCUUCUGUUCUAGCAUCUGGCUGCGAGUCAGUCGUGGAGGGCAUGCAGGUGCCUCUGGACGCCUGCGGCUGUCCCACGAUCUACACGAGCUGCUUCAGCGGAGAGGACGCCUUCGACGAGGAGCUCACGGUCUACGAGUUCUCCUGCCGCACUCAGAGCAGCGGACUCAGCCAGAUGUCCGGAGUCCUCCGUCCGGUCAUGACGUCUCCUCCGGUUCCCAUGUUUCUCUCCGCCUCCUCCAUCCAUUCUCCCUCUUUACCCCAAUCCGUCCUUUUCUCCUCCGAGCUGAGCCCCCUGCUGUCUCCGCUGUCGGACACCUCCGACUCAUACGUACCCCAACCGCACAAAGACACAAUCAAUCACUUAGGUCGGCAGCGGUACCCGGAACCACCCGCCGGCUUCCAAGUCCUCCGCCUGGAGGUGGACAAGCUGCUGUCUAACUUGGAGGGUAACGGCCCCGACCGGUCUUUUACGGGUCAUGGAGGCCGCCACCCGAGGGAAACCUGCCCCGUGCACUUUACAGAGAACAAGAGGGUGCUUCAGGUGGAGGCGCGGCGGCUCAUGUCCGGCUGUCAGAGGGUGGUGGGGAUCGGGCAGAGCCCGGAGGAGAUGCUUCACGCCUUGGCGGACAGCUUUCGGACCCUGGUGGGGCUGACCACCAUCUGCCUGUGGUUCUCCGGCUGCGACAGGUGUGACCGAAGGAACGCGGAGGCGGUGGCGGGCCUGGCGGACGUGGCCCGCUCCUUCAGGGACUUCUGCCUGGCGGCGGAGCGAGCCAGCAGCAAACGCAGCUGCCAAGACCUGAGCACCAAGCUGCUGGCCAAGCAGUGCACGGCGCUCACCGCCUCCGUCUUCUGCCUCACUCAGCUGUUCCGCACCCUAACCGCUCUAUGAGCCGACCGCAGAUGUGGGCGGGGCUUAAACUGCAUGUUUGGAUUAGGCAGAGAAACAUGAACGCCUCAACAUUCACAAGUUUUUGUAGUUGUUCCGUAAGAGGCGAUAAGCAGAGCGGCUGGAGCAGAAAACGCAGAGUUGAACUGAUGUACUUGAAUGUAUCCCUAUUUAUUUAUUUAUUUAUUUAUACAAAUAAUUAGUAGCUGCAACGAGAAAGUGACGAAUGUGAAGGGAACAGAAAUGUUUACAGCUUUAUAGCAUCUUGGCCGCGCACACAUACAGACACGUAAUAUGCAAAGUUAAUAUCCAAACAUUUGUACACAGACCUCCUACUGAUCUGACUGUGUGACUGUUUCUUUUGAUAGGAGCCUCGCAAAGCUAACGCUACGUUCACGCUGGACGCGUCGCGUAGACGAGUGCGCGCGGCAACCGCUCUCUCCUGCAGUUCACACCAGACGCGCAUUUUUCCUUCUGCUAGAGCUUUUUGUUUGUUUGUUUUUGCCAUCAUUGGUAAAUUAAUAACCUAAAAACCUCUACCUCUCUCUUGUUGUUUCUUCUUUUUUUUUUACACCCAGCCCCUCCUCCGCUCCGGAGUCGGUCCACUACGUUCAUGUGUGUGUGUGUUGUGAUUGUGUGUUUAUCUUCAGCUCUACAGUCUGUUUAGAUCAGGGCUCUGCAACCAGUGGCUCCAGAUCCAAGGUCCAACCCCAAACUAAA
Oryzias melastigma (Indian medaka) is the source of this 7242-nucleotide messenger RNA. It is a transcript of the gene frmpd1a, whose product is annotated as FERM and PDZ domain-containing protein 1. Gene Ontology annotation, molecular function: protein binding. Bases 670 to 6525 code for a protein of 1951 amino acids. Gene Ontology annotation, cellular component: cytoskeleton. The transcript has 16 exons. NCBI's taxonomy places the organism in Eukaryota, Metazoa, Chordata, Actinopteri, Beloniformes, Adrianichthyidae. The record is from RefSeq and is a predicted model, not a curated record.